AUGGUUGAGAUCGUGUCCCACCGGCCCACCUCCAUUGGCUCUGGGCCCCUGGCCGAUCGUCGCGACGUCAAGGUUGACCGCCCACCAAAACCAACAUCUCUCCUUCUCUUUUGCUCUCCUCAAUGGCGCCAUGACACGAUGCCCAUCUGCAUCGAAUGCUCAUACCCGGUCUCGCACCUGUACAGCGCCUACAGUCGUGCCGAUGAUCGAUCCCAAGGCAAAGGCGUCCGACUGACGCAGUGUCCACGCUGCCAGCGAUUCGCCGACAAAUAUGUCGAGUACGACUUUGUCGUGAUCUUUAUCGACCUCGUGCUCAUAAAGCCGCAGGUGUACCGACAUCUUCUGUUCAAUCGGCUUGGGCGCGAUGAUAAUCGAUUCGAUCGAUCAAUCGUUCGUCUCGGAAUUCUCCUCCUCCUCUUCGAUGUCUACUUAACCUGGGCGCGUCUCGAGAAAGACCCCUCCCUCGCAACAACCUUCAUCGCGCGCGCCCCAAUCGUCGUCCAAUACCUCUUCUUCCUAACGCUUAACGCGGCCGCAACGCUGGCGCACCAUCUCACAGUCCGUCUCCUAGCCUCAAUGCUAGUCCCACAAUCCCACCGCUACGGCGCGCAAGAAACAUCCACAACCUCCCAAGCCAGCACAACAGCCACAACGGGCGAUACAACCCCGUUCCCCUCAGGCCCUCCAACACCAACAAUCCGUCCCUCACCAUCCUCCCAAGCAAACCACGCAGCACAGCAAUUGAGUUCACUCGGUCUACCAGCCGCAAAACUCACAUCAACCCCCAUCUUCCUCAACGACACAACCCCCCCUCCAGAUCCCUCAUCCACAGCCCAACCCCAACCAACAAUCCCACAACGUCCCCCUCCCCCACUCCGUCGUACAUCCACAGCCCCAAUCCAAAACAUCCAACCCCUCCCCCCACCAACAGCCGCAAGCCCAACAGCAAUCAGCACCGCACUACUCGUCAGCAGCUGCGCAAAGCUCUUCCCCAUCCUCCUGGUAAUCUGGGGCGCCGACGGCAGCGGAAGUGGCAGCGCGAUAACCAGCCUCACCGGCUCAGAAAGCAGUCCCUUCCGCAAGGUCCUCGGAGCCUCGAAAGCCGCACUGUCCUCGUCAGCGCGCGACGCGGCGUCUUCGCCGUCAUUGUUGGAGUCGUAUCUCGCUGCGGCGGAGGUCUCGUUGCGCCCGUAUCUGCCGACGCAGUAUGUGACGGGGUUAUUUGAUUUGUUGGCGUCGUUGUUGUCGUUGGGUGUUGUUGAUGCGCAUCUGGUGCUGUUGAGUAAUAUCGAGGCGCUUUAUAUCUUGCUGGGCUGCGGGUAUUUGAGGUCUGUGGUUGUUGCGGUUGCGGGGCAGGUUGCUAGGUGGGCGGUUCAGAGGGUUAUAUUGGGGGCUGUUGGAGUUGGAUAA
Molecule: messenger RNA, 1410 nt
Organism: Penicillium cataractarum
Lineage: Eukaryota; Fungi; Ascomycota; Eurotiomycetes; Eurotiales; Aspergillaceae
Product: sterol homeostasis protein ARV1
Exons: 3
Coding region: 1-1410 (469 amino acids)
Biological process (GO): intracellular sterol transport; sterol metabolic process; regulation of plasma membrane sterol distribution
Cellular component (GO): Golgi apparatus; cortical endoplasmic reticulum
Source: RefSeq, a predicted model, not a curated record